Messenger RNA from Ogataea parapolymorpha DL-1, 816 nucleotides. Its product is annotated as Accumulation of dyads protein 2. NCBI's taxonomy places the organism in Eukaryota, Fungi, Ascomycota, Pichiomycetes, Pichiales, Pichiaceae. Gene Ontology annotation, molecular function: acetate transmembrane transporter activity. The record is from RefSeq and is a predicted model, not a curated record. Gene Ontology annotation, cellular component: plasma membrane. Bases 1 to 816 code for a protein of 271 amino acids. The transcript has a single exon.
AUGUCACAAUUUAACGAGGACGUCGAAAAACAAAUAGUUGACGAUCAGGUUGGAUCGUCCCACUCUCAACCUACCGCAGUCCAGGAAGAAGGCCUUCAGUCCGUGGUUCACUCCGAUGAUGGCAAGUACCUUUGGCUGGGAGGUCGCAAGUACCUAAAAAGCGAUCUUGUUAGUGCGUUCGGUGGUACUUUGCAACCUGGAUAUGCUCCUCCAAGUGUUCACAAAUUCGCUAAUCCAGCGCCUCUGGGGCUGUCCGCUUUCGCACUGACAACGUUUGUUUUGUCGAUGAUAAAUGCCGGAGCCAUGGGUGUUUCCACCCCCAACGUGGUGGUCGGUCUUGCCGCUUUCUACGGAGGUUUAGUCCAGCUGCUUGCAGGAAUGUGGGAGUUGGCCCUGCAGAAUACGUUCGGUGCAAUGGCUCUAUCUUCAUAUGGUGGGUUCUGGAUGAGCUACGCUGCUAUAUUCAUCCCCUUCUUUCAUAUUGCUGACGCUUACGAGGAUGAAGUGGAACUGAGCAACGCGCUCGGUUUCUACCUACUGGGCUGGACCAUUUUCACUUUUAUGUUGAUGCUUUGCACCAUGAAAUCCACCGUCGCAUUUUUCUUGCUCUUUGCGUUCCUUGACCUCACAUUCCUGUUGCUCGCUGUCGGCCACCUAGCUCCGUCGUCCGGAUGUGUCACUGCGGGAGGUGUGUUUGGAGUGAUCACCGCUUUCAUCGCAUGGUACAACGCCGCAGCCGGUGUAUUUGACGAGGGCAACUCUUACCUGACCAUCAAGCCUAUUUACCUGCCUAAGUUUGGCAAAAAGUCCAAUUGA